Entelurus aequoreus (snake pipefish) is the source of this 9267-nucleotide messenger RNA. RefSeq names its product argonaute RISC catalytic component 2 (gene ago2). Gene Ontology annotation, molecular function: protein binding; endoribonuclease activity, cleaving siRNA-paired mRNA; RNA binding. The record is from RefSeq and is a predicted model, not a curated record. The transcript has 20 exons. Lineage: Eukaryota; Metazoa; Chordata; Actinopteri; Syngnathiformes; Syngnathidae. Gene Ontology annotation, biological process: regulatory ncRNA-mediated gene silencing; regulation of DNA-templated transcription. The coding region runs from base 249 to 2861 and encodes 870 amino acids. Gene Ontology annotation, cellular component: RISC complex.
UCUCGCUUCACCGAGCUGGUUCAUCUACGCUAGUUUUUGACUCGGCUACCGUUUGUGAGUUGGGGGGAUGGGGCCGUGUUGAGGAUGAGCGACUCCAAGCAUUUACCACAUUUACGUAUUUCUCCGCUCGAAAUCCCUUCUUAUGUACAGAUAACUAUUUUUGGACCACGCAUGAGUUUCGACUUUCAUUUGAAAACAUAAAGUGGGGUGCUUUUAGGGCCACGACACUGGUUUUUAAAGUCGACAAAAUGUACUCCACUGCUGGAGCUACUGAAAUGUUUGAGGGACCCCGUUCCUCUGGGUCAGCAAGCUCUGACCCGCCAUCUUCUCCAGUGCCAGAAUAUGUCUUCAAGCCCCCAUCAAGGCCAGACUUUGGCACCAUGGGCAGGACAAUCAAGCUGCAGGCCAAUUUUUUCGAGAUGGAAAUCCCCAAACUGGAAGUGUACCAUUAUGAUAUUGACAUCAAGCCAGAGAAAUGUCCCAGGAGGGUCAACCGUGAAAUCGUAGAGCACAUGGUCCAGCACUUUAAAACACAAAUCUUUGGGGAUCGAAAGCCAGUAUAUGACGGCAGAAAGAAUCUGUACACUGCCAUGCCUUUGCCUAUAGGCAGAGACAAAGUUGAGCUUGAGGUGACCAUUCCUGGCGAGGGCAAGGACCGCAGUUUCAAAGUGUCUAUCAAGUGGGUGUCUUGUGUUAGCCUGCAAGCUCUUCACGAGGCGCUGUCGGGGCGGCUACCCAGCGUCCCUUUUGAGACCAUACAAGCCCUGGAUGUGGUCAUGAGACAUUUGCCCUCUAUGAGGUAUACUCCAGUAGGCCGCUCUUUCUUCACCCCCUCCGAGGGCUGUUCGAACCCCUUGGGCGGUGGUCGAGAGGUGUGGUUCGGCUUCCACCAGUCCGUCAGGCCUUCUCUUUGGAAAAUGAUGCUCAACAUUGACGUUUCCGCCACCGCUUUCUACAAAGCUCAGCCUGUAAUAGAGUUCAUGUGCGAGGUCUUGGAUUUCAAAAGCAUUGAAGAACAACAGAAGCCCUUAACAGACUCUCAAAGAGUUAAAUUUACCAAAGAAAUCAAAGGCUUAAAGGUGGAGAUCACACAUUGUGGACAAAUGAAGAGGAAGUACAGAGUUUGCAAUGUGACCAGAAGACCAGCCAGCCAUCAAACGUUCCCUUUGCAGCAGGAGAACGGCCAAACUAUCGAAUGCACAGUGGCGCAGUAUUUUAAAGAUAAGUACAAGCUCAUGCUGCGAUACCCCCACCUCCCAUGUUUACAGGUGGGACAGGAGCAGAAGCAUACUUACCUUCCUUUAGAGGUGUGUAAUAUUGUAGCAGGACAACGCUGCAUCAAAAAACUGACGGACAAUCAGACCUCCACUAUGAUCCGUGCCACUGCCCGAUCGGCCCCGGACCGUCAGGAUGAGAUUAGUAAAUUGAUGAGAAGCGCCAACUUCAACACUGACCCUUAUGUCCGCGAAUUUGGAGUGAUGGUGAGGGAUGAGAUGACCGAAGUGAACGGCCGGGUUCUCCAGGCGCCAUCCAUCCUGUACGGAGGCAGGAACAAGGCAAUAGCUACGCCAAUCCAGGGAGUGUGGGACAUGAGAAACAAGCAGUUUCACACCGGCAUUGAGAUCAAAGUGUGGGCCAUUGCUUGCUUCGCACCACAGAGACAGUGCACUGAACUUCUGCUAAAAGCAUUCACAGAUCAGCUCAGGAAGAUCUCUCGGGAUGCAGGCAUGCCCAUCCAAGGCCAGCCCUGCUUCUGUAAGUACGCCCAGGGCGCAGACAGUGUGGAGCCCAUGUUCAGACACCUCAAGUACACGUACCAGGGCCUGCAGCUGGUUGUUGUCAUCUUGCCGGGGAAAACGCCCGUCUACGCUGAGGUGAAGCGUGUCGGAGAUACAGUCCUUGGCAUGGCCACACAGUGCGUGCAGGUGAAGAAUGUCCAAAAGCCGACGCCACAGACACUUUCCAACCUCUGUCUGAAGAUCAACGUCAAGCUGGGCGGCGUCAACAACAUCCUGCUUCCUCAGGGCCGGCCCUUGGUGUUUCAACAGCCUGUCAUCUUUCUUGGUGCUGAUGUAACUCAUCCUCCCGCAGGAGAUGGCAAAAAGCCCUCUAUUGCCGCUGUUGUUGGUAGUAUGGACGCCCAUCCCAGCCGAUACUGUGCCACGGUUCGGGUACAGCAGCAUCGCCAGGAUAUCAUCCAAGACCUAGCCACCAUGGUGAGAGAGCUUCUCAUUCAGUUCUACAAGUCCACACGUUUCAAGCCCACGCGGAUCAUCUACUACCGCGAUGGCAUCUCCGAGGGCCAGUUCAACCAGGUUCUUCAACAUGAGCUACUGGCAAUCCGAGAGGCUUGCAUCAAGCUAGAGAAGGACUACCAGCCUGGCAUUACAUUUGUCGUGGUCCAGAAAAGACACCACACCAGAUUGUUCUGUACAGACAGGAACGAGAGGGUGGGAAAGAGUGGAAACAUUCCUGCAGGUACCACCGUAGACACCAAAAUCACUCACCCAUCCGAAUUUGACUUCUAUCUUUGCAGUCACGCUGGCAUACAGGGUACCAGCCGGCCGUCUCACUACCACGUGCUCUGGGACGACAAUCACUUCUCCGCCGACGAGCUGCAGGUCCUCACCUACCAGCUGUGUCACACCUACGUGCGCUGCACCCGCUCGGUUUCCAUUCCGGCGCCCGCCUACUACGCCCAUUUGGUGGCGUUCCGCGCUCGCUAUCACCUGGUGGACAAAGAGCACGACAGCGCCGAGGGCAGUCACACAUCGGGCCAAAGCAACGGGCGCGACCAGCAGGCCUUGGCCAAAGCCGUUCAGAUCCACCAGGACACCCUGCGCACAAUGUACUUCGCCUGAGACUGCACAGCACCAGGUUGGCGUGGGCGAGACCCCGCUGAAGAAACACUAGCCCUCACUGUGUGUGCUUUUACAGCGUGAUCUCUACCUAACAACUAGCAGGUACCCGUUAUGCCCACCCUAGCCAAACCAGAUGUCAGAAGCUGCAAAAGAAGGCCUCUUUCUUGGGGUAUGAGCUGUGUUCUUGCUAUAUAUUUGUAUAUCUUGUGGGCAAUUAUGUUGCAAAGUAUGAAAGGAGUAUUGUUAUUCAACGUGGUGCUUUAUGAAUUAGAAGCACCUCACCUCCCUAUUUGUUUUAAUCCUGUUUCCAUGUCAAAGACUUCAUGAGUUAAGACGCAUUAUUAUUGAACAGCCAAUCACAGCAAAGCGCACUGACUCAAAUGGGUACUUCAAUCAGGAUUUAAGUACUUGAUGAGCCUUUCACGUGAAAGUGCCAUUGAGAGAUCACCUUCCUCUUAUCAACUAUUUGUAUUUGUCCACGUUGAGCGUUUUAUGCCAAAUCUGGGACAACUUACCCAUCAACUUUGAACCAACACUCAGAAUGUUCAAGAGAGGGGUUUUUAGUGAUUUCAUAGAACAGAAGCUUACAGUGCUGAACUCGUGUAUUGGGACUGGUUCCCAGCAAAAACACACUUUUGUAUGUACUCUGAGCCGUGCUGAUUAGACGCACGAUGUACAAAUCAAAACAGUUUGGUUCCCUUGUCUUUUUAUAGAUUUGUUUUUAGUAAGUCCUUUUGUUCUCUAAUGGAUUUGCAUGUAGCCAAGUCCUGUUUUAGAAACCUAUACGCGUGUAUCUCUUCCUUGAUAAACAACCCUCUAUUUUUAAUGUACAUACCCGUGGAAUCAGCAAUGUCUUUGACUCAGACGUUGGUGUGGCGUUUCCAUAGCGACACAUUCGGUACAGCGGCCUGAAAGCUGCAACACUUAAAGAUCAAAAUUCGCUUACGAAACAUUCUGUCCUAAAACUCAUGAGCACGGGCAUGUUUUUUUAAUCAAAAUGGCUUUUUUUUAUGGUAAAAAUUAGGUAUAUUUUGAAUAGAACUCAGUGGAGACUGCCGAAACCAAUGUUUUUUAAAAAAAAUAAAAAAAAAUAAUGCCCCAUAUGUAAUCUAAAUGAACACUAUUUGUGUACAGAGUCCAAUGCAAAUAUCCUCUUGCCUUUGAAAGACUUAACAGUCUCAAGUCAGUCACUGACUUUUUCUAUCGUCCACUUUUAACACGUUUAAGCUAGCGAAUGUUCAUAGUCGUGAAUGGAGCGGAUGUAGUCUAACUAUGCAUUGUUUUUAACCAAGAGAUAUGGCAGAGGGGUGUUUCACCUGCAGCUGGUAUGUUCGUAGAUGUCGAGUAGAUAGGGCGCUUUUUAGUCAUCUUUAAUCAUGUUGCAUUUAGUCGCAUUUCUCUUUCGUGUGGUCCUUGAUGACAGUGUACAGUUUUCAAUUGGGGCCAAGCCAGAUUAUAAAACUUUACAUGACAAGCAUACAAAAAAGACAGAAAAGCACAAAAAGGACCCUUUGCGAGAUGUUUUCACUGUAAACCACUUCGCCUACGAGUGGUUCAAAUCAAGACAAGAAAAGAGACGUAUUCUCCCCUCUUACCUGUAAAACAACUAUUAAUCCGACUGACUGUGUUUGUGGGGCAUUCUGAACACCAUGUACUUGAUAUUUACUGUUAUGAUGUCAAUAUUGUUCUUAUUGGUGCUGGUCUCAAAGCAUGGACAUUUGGAUGCACUUUUCAUAGCAUAGCAUUGGUAUGAGCUCCAAUAGAUAGGGGUGUGUGCAUGUGUGCAUGCGUGCGCGUGCGUGUAUGUGUGUGUGUGUGUGUGUGUGUGUGUGAAAUAGGAGUUUAGGCCAUAUUGUGACACUGGUGUAAUUGUAUGGAAAUGGCCUCGUGUCCUACCUCUUGUUACCUGUUAAAAGUGUAAUGGUAACAUCACACUGCUGGCCAUUUCUGCAUAAUUGCCCUUGCUAUCGAUCUAAAUGGCAUUGUUUGUGGAGGCUUGCAAUGACAGUAGAUGAUUGGUAUGCAUGGUGAUGAACACACUUAGUGUUUUCAUAGAAACUAAUAAGGCGGAGAGGAUGUUUUUAUGUCUCAGAAGGGGGUUCAAAGCGUUGCGCUGCACUACCAAAUUCUUAAGUUGUGUUUGUGUGUGGUUGAUAUUCACACACAAGUUCCCCCUAAUUAUUUUCUAUCAAUUAACUCUAUGCACCAAAAGUCUCCACACCUUGAUUUCUUUUUCUAUCCAAGUCGUACAACAACAAAUACAAAACCAACAGCAAAAGACCAUUCCGUAAGUUUGCUUGAACACCUAAAACCUGGAACACGACACUUGUGGGAAAAGAUGAUUGUGAAGUAUGUAGUGUAGUCAAUAAGAGCGUUAGAUCUAGCUGGCCUUUUGACACGACUGUUCUUGCAAGCCCUUCCCACUUCCAACUAGUCACAAUCUCUUAUUUUGGAAUUGCUUGGCAAUAGUUAAGUUGGUAAAAAGUUUCAUAAUGGUUGCCGUCUCUUAUUUCAAAAAAUCAGAAAAGGAUUUGUAGUUGUUGUUGCGUCUUGGUGUUUGACUUGACAUACUACUAUACCAGCACCUUAGAAUGCCAGAACGUAAUUGUUUUUACAUUGAAAUAUAUAACUCCAACUUUUGACAAUGUUCCUUUUGCACUAAAACAAGAAUGGACUUUGUAGCUUUUUGUGCAGCAUUUAGGGUAUUCAACAGGUGGUGGAUACUUUUUUUGUAUUUAGAAAGAAAGCAGUAGAUGGUGUCGGUCGCCUCCGCCAAUCGGGCCUUGAUCGCUUUAGUUUAGCCUGUGCUGAUAGUUACAUCUGCAGCCAGAUUUUUUCCACCAAUAUUCCGAUGCCUUUUUUAAUGUUGAGUGUGAGGCGGUUCCAGCUUGAGAGGUGGAGACGUUUACUUGCCUAACCUGUAAUUCCACCCAUGAGCUGUGGGUGUCUGACCAAAAAAGGUUCAUUUGGCCCCCCAUUCAAGACUGCAUGGCAGCAAAAGCUUUCAGGUGGUACAGUUCAGUUCAGUUUUGGCACAGUAUGGUUUCGAUUGGAAGAACCUGAUCCGGCCUGCAUUUUUACGUCUGAAUGUCAAAGAUAUAUUUGAAACAGGAUAGGACCUGUAGUUUACCUGCAAAAAAUGCAACUUUAACCCUUGUGCAACCUUAAGAUUGACUACACACACUUACUCUUAGGAUCCAAAAGGGACCUGUCAGCAAUAAAUUAUUUUUUAACGUUUAAAAUCUUAUAACAACUUCAGAUCUAUAUAUUGAUUAAGGUUUAGUAUUCUUUUUGCUUUAACGUUUUACAGUCCUUUUGUCAAAAUAAAAAACAUUUAAAUGAGGGAAAAUGCAAAGUAUGCAAUAUUUGUAAAAAAAAAAAAAAAAAUAAGUUGCAGAGUGGAAUAUUGGCGGUGGGGUAAUUACAGCCUUGAAUAAUGCAUGACAUUGAUUGUAAUACAAUAGAAUGAAAUAUUAUUUUUUACAGUGCAUACUGAGCUAGAAUGAUAGAGAAAGUUGAGUUUGAGUAUACGUAAGUCGUUUGUAUAUCCACACCAUGUUAUAUAUAACUUCCCAAGAUCAUUUCAUUCUGUUUGUAUUUGUUUGCAUUUCAGCUGAUCUUAGAAUAAUGUUCAUGGUUUUCUGGCUCUGUUUGGUUGUUAAGUGGUGCCAUUACACCGAAACAAUAUUGUGAGAUUAAUUUGGGUUACAUGGAAAAAGCACAGGAUUGCUGCUUGUUAAAAGUAGCAGUUAUAAUGGGAGUCAAUGGAGUCGAAAAAGUUCUUGAGAGAAAGUGCGGGUACUAUUUUUUACGCAAUCAAAAACACAAUGCAAUUUUAUUUUUUUAAACGUGCUAAAAACUCCCUGGCGAAAUUUCAGAGCACCAACCUUCAAAAUGAUCCAUCAUAGCACAUAAGGAAGACAUUUUGGGCCCAAGGGUUGCACAAGGGUAAAUCCAUCCAAGUAACAUGGAAGUAGGGCUGGGUGAUAUGGCCUUUUAUUAGUAUCUCAAUAUUUUUAGGCCAUGUCACGAUACACGAUAUAUAUCUCAAUAUUUUGCCUUAGCCUUGAAUUAACACUUGAUGCAUAUAAUCACAGCAGUAUGAUGAUUCUAUGUGUCUACAUUAAAACAUUCGUGUUCAUACUUCAUUAAUAUAUGCUUAUUUUAAACUUUCAUGCAGAGAGGGAAAUCACAACUAAGUCAAUUUACCAAAACUGUAAUUAUUAAACAGUUAUUAAGCAGUGGCACAAAGAUUCAUGUCAUUUCCAAAACAGAAAGUGCAAGAUUGUCAGAGACAUUUUAAAACAAGCUAUGAGUGCACUUUUGUGCAUGAUGUCACUAAGAUUACAUAUCAAAACAACACUAAAUGAAAGUGCACUUUUUUUUGUACAGAACGCCACUACAAUAGUUUAAAACAAAUAAAGUGCACUAUUGUGCAUGAUGCCACACAAGAUAUUUCAAUAAGUGUCAAAUAAAAAUGAGCUGCAUAAUAGGAAAUCAAAUAGUAUAUGUCCUUCGCUAUGUGGUAGGUUCCUGCGGACGUCAUCUCCUUCUGUUGUUGACUAUUUUUUUCAUACGGUGUUGAUCUGGAAAUAGUUGCUUCGGCAUUUUGUUUGUGUGGCACCGAACGGAGAUGUUGACAUGCGGAGUUUCAAGCACUCUUCAUUCUCUAGCGGGUGACUUUUCAAAUGAUGCUACAUUAGCAGUGGUGCUACUUUUUGUAGCAACGCUUUUGCCGCAUAAUUGUUCAAUAUCUUCCUGCUUGAAGCCAAACCACCGCCAGACGAUGGACCCCGUGUUGUUUUUCUUGGGAAUUAAUUCUUCCUUCAUUUGUUACCAGAUUCGCACCUUCUCUCUCUCGUAUUACCACCCGCACCGCACCGUUAGCAUCACAACUAUUGUUACCAUGUCGCUAACUGUCUGCUCCGCGGGAGCGUGUGACGUUGCACACGUGACGUAUGUAAGAAGGUGCGCUUGUUUUAAGUCUCUGUGAGAAGGAGAGACAAGAAAGAGUGGGAAACGCAUGUAGUGUAAUGCCCACAGCUAAAAGCAACUGUGUGAGAACGUAUACUUGAAUAUCAUGAUAUAGUCAUUUUCUAUAUCGCAUAGAGACAAACCCGCGAUAUAUCGAGUAUAUCAAUAUAUCGCCCAGCCCUACAUAGAAGAAUCCAUAAUUUUUAGGAAUUGCUCUAAUAUAUAUGGGGGUGCGGGGAUUAAUUGUUGGUCUUCAUGUUACACCGCGCACUACUUGGCUCUAGCCAGCAGAGGCGCCGUGGAGUCUGUUUUCCACCAGUUUACGUUGUUAAAAAAAAAGGAAAGACCGUGUCAGCAAAGGAAAGUUGAGCUGCAUCCAAUGUAGGCCUUAGCUAUGGCACAGUACUGGCAUGUAAACAAGAGUUCAGAACAUUCAGAGAGAGACGAUCCUAGAACAAGAAAAUGUGUCAAGAUGUGUACCAAACUGAACGGUCAGCUUUACCACCUCUUACAUAUCAGGACCCUCUUGUGUGACCGCAUCCACUGUAGUUGAUAUUUGUGUUUUGCAAAACACAGCCAUUUCCAAUGGAAAUGUGUCACUCUGAGAAAAAGACCCAAAACAAAUGUCCAUUGCAGAGGACGUCGGUUCUUAGGAGGAAAUACCAAGGAGGAUUUUUACCUCCAACCUGCCUGUCUGGACGAAUGGGGCACAGCUCUCUAAGUUGACCAAUGUGCGGGCUGCAGACAUGCUAUAUUCCUAUCACAUAUUCUUUCAUUCAAACAAAAUGCACACAUUCACCUUAGUUGGGCUGCUUUUGGUGUCUCUUGGCUUGGCCGAGAAGUACUUCAUGUGUGAAAUGUCAUUUCACCAUAGCAGCUCGUUAACAUAGACAGGAACAUUGUGUUUAGCAUUUCUACUUUAGCAGGCGCAUUUCAGAAUAUCCUUUUAGUCCCAAGCCAUGUAUAUCAUGUAUAUCUUCUCUGGCCUCCAUGCUCAUUUCUCCUGAUAACAAUGAAUGUACUUAGUUCCUGUCUGCUUUGUAAUAUUAUGUACACCUGUUUGACAUUUCUGUCCUGUUGUUUUUUUUAUUUAGGGCUAGUUUUCUCUUAUUUAUAGAUUUGAUUCAUCUAUGAUUCUUUGAUGGGGUUUCUCUUUUUACCACCUUAUUACUGGUGAACCACACAAGUGAUUGACUUUUUCUGGCUCUGUGACAGAUUUUGGUAUUACUUUUCCCCCUGAACUCAAUAUAUCCCCAAAAUAUCAAGUCAGAAAUAGAUUUUUGGCUUCUGGAGAAUAAUUGUCAGGUGUUUUGGGGGUGUAAUGUACAGUAAAUAAGUUUCUCUGCGUGUGUGUGCAUGUGUGUAUAUACAGUAUGGAAAUGUGUGUGUGUGUGUGUGUGCGUGCGUGUGUGUGUGUGUGUGUGUGUGUGUG